AUGUUGAUCUCUUCACUGAAAUCUCGUGAAAUUGAUAUUCCCUUUUCCCUUUUUCUUGGUGCUAAGCUACCUACUGCUGCUGGUAAUGAAGAACACAAGGACACUAAAGCGAGAAGUUUCGAAGUGGAAGAAGAGAGUGAUGAUGAUAUGGAGGAAACCGAAGAACCGAAACCCAAAGUGGAGGAAGAAGAAGAGGAGGAAGAGAUUGUUGAAUCUGAUGUAGAGCUUGAAGGAGACACUGUUGAACCUGACAAUGAUCCUCCUCAAAAGAUGGGAAAUGCAUCAGUGGAGGUGACUGACGAGAAUCGCGAAGCUGCUCAAGAAGCUAAGGGCAAAGCCAUGGAGGCUCUCUCUGAAGGAAAGUUUGAUGAAGCCAUUGAGCAUUUAACUCAGGCAAUAACUUUGAACCCGACAUCAGCUAUUAUGUAUGGAAACAGAGCUAGCGUCUACAUUAAGUUGAAGAAGCCAAACGCUGCUAUUCGUGAUGCAGACGCCGCAUUGGAGAUUAACCCUGAUUCUGCCAAGGGAUACAAGUCACGUGGUAUGGCUCGUGCCAUGCUUGGUGAAUGGGCAGAGGCUGCAAAAGACCUUCACCUUGCAUCUACAAUAGACUAUGAUGAGGAAAUUAGUGCUGUGCUGAAAAAGGUCGAACCUAAUGCUCAUAAGCUUGAGGAGCACCGUAGAAAGUAUGACAGACUAAGGAAGGAAAGGGAUGACAAAAAGGCUGCACGUGACAGACAACGUCGCCGCGCUGAAGCACAGGCUGCCUAUGAUAAAGCUAAGAAAGAAGAACAGUCAUCAUCGAGCAGACAAUCUGGAGGCGGUUUCCCAGGAGGUAUGCCCGGUGGAUUCCCAGGAGGAAUGCCCGGCGGAUUUCCAGGUGGAAUGGGCGGUGGAUUCCCUGGAGGUAUGCCCGGUGGAGGCGGUAUGCCUGGCGGAUUCCCCGGUUUUCCGGGCGGUAUGCCUGGUUCUGGCGGUAUGCCGGGCGCUGGCGGUAUGCCUGGCGGAUUUCCGGGCGGUAUGCCCGGUGCUGGAGGAAUGCCUGGCGGUGGCGGUAUGCCGGGUGGUAUGGACUUCAGCAAAAUAUUGAAUGAUCCUGAGCUAAUGACUGCAUUUAGCGACCCAGAAGUCAUGGCUGCUCUUCAAGAUGUGAUGAAGAACCCUGCGAAUCUGGCGAAGCAUCAGGCGAAUCCGAAGGUGGCUCCGGUGAUUGCAAAGAUGAUGGGCAAACUCGGAGGAGGACCCAAGUGAUCAAAAACAACGACUUCUCUCUUUGCCGUUUCUCUGUGUUUAGUUGCGUUGAGAUGAGGGAUAUGUUGAAGAUUUUUUUUUUUUUUGUCUUUUGUGUUUUCGUUGUCAGAGAAGUUUGAACAGAAUCAUAACUCGUUUCCUUUUCUUUAGUAAUUCACCUUUCUCCGUUUCUCACUUUCCGAGUUUAGUUAAGAGCAUCAGAUGAGAAUUAAGGUCGCAGACACAACAAAGUAAAUCGUUCAGCUUUUUUUUUUUGGCUGAGGAUACAAAUUGUGAUAUUGUCUUAAUUCUUCAGCGGGUUUCGAAGUGCAGC
This is a messenger RNA of Thlaspi arvense, 1564 nucleotides long. The record is from the annotation of a GenBank genome assembly. Lineage: Eukaryota; Viridiplantae; Streptophyta; Magnoliopsida; Brassicales; Brassicaceae.